ACCGGCUCGAACCAAAUGCAAACCCCUAAUUAUUUAGUACAAAUUGAUCCCCCUCUCUACACAUAUAUAUACAUGCACGAUGCUAAAACAUGUGAGGCAAUAAAAGAAAAUGGCAGAGGAAUGCUACAAUAAUGGGAAGCAUUUUGUUCUAGUCCAUGGUGCAGGAGGAGGAGCAUGGGUGUGGUACAAGGUCAAGCCGCGACUCGAGGCUUCAGGCCACCGUGUCACGGUGCUAGACAUGGCGGCUUCCGGCAAGCACCCCAAGACAUACAAAGAGGUCCAUUCAUUUAACGAAUAUAAUGAGCCUUUGAUGCAAUUUAUGGGGUCACUACAUGAAAAUGAAAAAGUUAUAUUAGUAGGUCAUAGUUUAGGUGGUAUGAAUUUGGCUUUGGCAAUGGAAAUUUACCCUCAGAAGAUUUCAGUUGCUGUUUUUGUAUCAGCAGUUGUGCCUGAUACGUUGAACCAACCAUCAUACGUUUUCGACAAGCUGUACGAGACGGCUUUACCGGAUGCCGGAAAAGAUAAUCAAAGAUCAAUGGAAGAAAGCACCAAUGGACCAAUAAUGUGGGUACACUUUGGUUCCAAAUUUCUAGCUUCUACGAUCUAUGAUUUAAGUUCCAUUGAGGAUCUUGAGCUAGGAAAAAUUAUGUACAGACCAUCGUCAUUUUUCGUAUCAGAUUUAGCUACGGCCAAGAAAUUCUCCGAUGAAAAAUACGGAUCGGUUCGACGAGUUUAUAUUGUGUGUACGGAUGAUAAAGCCGUCUCAGAAGAGUUUCAGAGAUGGACCAUAAAAUCCAGUGGGAUUGAAGAUGUGAUUGAGAUUGAUUCUGAUCAUAUGCCAAUGGCUUCCAAGCCGCACGAUCUUUGUCAACAUUUAAUUGCAACAGCACUUAAAUACGACUAAAUAUAUUCAGAAUCGAGCUAUUCUAAAUUGUGCAAUUCAUACGGUCCGUUAAAACUUCUAUGAAUAAAAAAAUAUUAUCAUGUAUAUGGGAUGAAAUAAUGCUAUUUGUAUAUUGGCGUCUGUUUCACUUUUUUGGGGGUCAAAAUUGUAGGAUUAAUUAAACUAAUUAGAGUUUAGUCCUAUAAUCUUCUUUAUAUGAAAUAAUGUCACUGAAAAUGAAGUUAUACCAAACAUUUCGAACAA
This is a messenger RNA of Mercurialis annua (annual mercury), 1147 nucleotides long. RefSeq names its product salicylic acid-binding protein 2-like. Gene Ontology annotation, molecular function: methyl jasmonate esterase activity; methyl salicylate esterase activity; methyl indole-3-acetate esterase activity. Gene Ontology annotation, biological process: jasmonic acid metabolic process; salicylic acid metabolic process. The transcript is spliced from 3 exons. NCBI's taxonomy places the organism in Eukaryota, Viridiplantae, Streptophyta, Magnoliopsida, Malpighiales, Euphorbiaceae. The record is from RefSeq and is a predicted model, not a curated record. Bases 110 to 904 code for a protein of 264 amino acids.